AUGAACAGAAACUCUACAUCUGAUUCAGUUUUAUUUGUAUCAUGUCAAACAAAUGGAGCCAAGAGCUCGAAGAUACAAUGGCAAGCCAGUUUAGGAUCAACAGGAACUGGUGUACCUAUUCCAUUUGGUGACCAUAUUGAUUGGUCGGCCUUUGACGGCUUAUUAAAAAUCAACCCUACAGUGGAGAUAAAGGAUACCGGUGAUACACCUGGCAGGAAAGCUGCAAAUGUAGAACUACCAGGUUCUACAAAGACACUUUCUACAAAUCCUGCGACACAACCAAAAGUGUCAAAUACACCAACACUACCACCUCCUACUACAACGAGAACGACACAACAAACACCGACAGUGCCAGUCAGAACGCUGCCACCGACACAACCACCGACACCUCCACCGACACCACCACCAACACAACCACCAACUCAACCACCAACACCUCCACCAACUAUGGAAGCAACCCCCGCUCCACCAGUUAUAAUGGUCCAACAUUCUCUGUCGGGUAUUUCUGGACCUUCAAACAUCAUAUCACAGGCACAAGAAUGGAUCGAUGGAUCACGUUGUUUUGCAGAUUGA
Mytilus trossulus (common blue mussel) is the source of this 573-nucleotide messenger RNA. RefSeq lists its product as uncharacterized. The record is from RefSeq and is a predicted model, not a curated record. The transcript has 8 exons. Bases 1 to 573 code for a protein of 190 amino acids. NCBI's taxonomy places the organism in Eukaryota, Metazoa, Mollusca, Bivalvia, Mytilida, Mytilidae.